UACCUAACUAAAUGGAGUGGUUUGCUUAGUCAUAGCGAAAUCCGUAAUAAUAAUUCUUCAAUUGGAGCCUCACCACAUCCCACUUUUGAAUCUUGCAGUAACGCCUUUCUUCUUCUUUUUUACCAGGACCGGAAACAAACUCAUACGAAAUGUCCAAUUGUUCGGCAUCUCGAAGAAUCACUAAUUAACAUCUAGUCGGGGACAUUACUCUCCCUCGUUCUUGUUCCAAAUCCAGCUCAGCUCAGCUCGACCGACCAUGUUAUCCCUCCUCCCAGACCUAACACCACGCGACUCGCACUCACUAUGGUACACCUCCUCCCGUAACCCCCUCUCCUCGAGCUUCGCCUACGAUGCGAACCCACACCAGCUACAACAGCAGCACCAGCCGCAGCAGCAACAGGAUGGUUCUGCCGGAUCCCCCUAUGGAGUUAAUAACUACCGUCGCGGGGCACACCUGGUAGAGCGGUCACCGCUUGCACGUCUCCGUGUCGAUGAGCAGAACCUCGAGCGCCGCCGCUUGAACGUCGCCAACUUUGGCAGCGCCUGGCUGAAGCCCCCCGGCAUCCCUAAGACCUUGCAUCAGCUACGCGAGGAACGCCGCGAGGCAGAAGAACAUCAGGAGGCCCUACGUCGCGAGCAGCUUGCUCAGGAGCUUGCUGAGGCCGAGGCCGCGGGCGUUAACGCCGUCGACGCCCAGGGCGAUGAUGGAGUCAUGGACGACGUGCAACUAGACGGAGCUCGGGAUCUUGACGAAGACAUCCCCGAGGCGGACGCUGACUUUGGUAUCGGGUCUGACGAAGACGAAGACGAAGACGACGGAGAUGAAGACGACGAAGACGAAGACGAAGAUGAUGACGAAGACGACAGUGAUGAUGACGACUCUGACGAUGAUGGAGAUGACGAAGAUGAUCCAGAGCAGAGGGCAGCAUACGCGGAACAGCAGCUCAUAGCGCAGCAGAUGAGGCAAGCCGACGACGCGUUCCGAGAAUCGGCAGCUCGCGGCCGAGACAGCAAUUACUAUGGGGUCGAUGAUGAAGUAGACGACGAAGACCAGGCCCAAAUGAUCGAAGAAGACGACCUGCUAGGCCACGGAGACGGCGCAGGUAUGGAUAUGGACGCCGAUCUCGACGACGACAUCCCCGAAGCAGAAGACGGAGGCUAUGAGCAUACGGAUUCUGAAGUGGAGAUGAGCAGUGACGAAGACGAGGACGACGACCAAGCUGAGAUGAGUUUUGCCGCGCAGGUCUCCCAGCAAGCGUCCCAGCAAGCAUCCCAGCAGCAAAGGCUCAGGCAUAGUCUAGCACGCAGCGACGCGACGCGACACAGCCUUGCUAUCAGCGACAUACUAUCCCAUGACGGUGACAGCAUCGGAAGCAGCCCGCAAUUCCAACGACGAGCCAGCGGUGCGGCACGUCGAGCUCGAGGGUGAAGGUAAAUAAGGAAGCUAUUGCACCUUGCAUAUCCAUCGCAUCACGUUGCAUUUUCUCUAACUUAAGAUACCCAUCAUCCCCUUUUAUUACUCGUUCUUCUGCCACCUCCUAUGGAGAUUCUGUAGCCAGCCAACCGGUGUUCAGUAUUUUCUAAUGCAAAAGAGGACAGUAAAAAGCUGAAAUAUAAUACAUUUGAUUACAAGACUUAUAAGAUGGCCGACCGGCCCAUCACUCCCAAAUGUACUCGUGAAUUCGUACCGUAGGUAUUGUGCAGUACGCCCUCCUAUUCAGAGAAACCCAAGUAAUAAUAACCCCUUUACAUAUCAUAUCGCUCCCACACCAAACAUUAGGUACCGAAACGCCUUUUUCAUAAUGCCUUGCUU
Molecule: messenger RNA, 1813 nt
Organism: Daldinia caldariorum
Lineage: Eukaryota; Fungi; Ascomycota; Sordariomycetes; Xylariales; Hypoxylaceae
Product: Apc15p protein-domain-containing protein
Exons: 2
Coding region: 257-1429 (390 amino acids)
Biological process (GO): anaphase-promoting complex-dependent catabolic process
Cellular component (GO): anaphase-promoting complex
Source: RefSeq, a predicted model, not a curated record